AAAAUGAAAUUAACUGAUGAAUAGUUAAAUAUAUGCAAUAUUCUAUCAGCCAAAGAAAGGUUGUUGAGGGGAACUGCUUAUCGAUAGAUGGCGGUUCUCCCUUGGUCGUCUAAAAAUAAUGUCAACGUCCUUAACAGCCAUAAUCUAAAAUUAUUAGUAAUUGCUUCUAUCGUUUUAAGCACGCGAACAAAAUGGAAUAUAUGGGGUUAGUAGAGUAACGUAACAUAAAUGGAGCAACUAUUGCUUUUGGUAGAAAGAGGAAAACAGUAUUAAACGAUCAAAUACAGCUUGCCGGCGGGAUUUAAUGAAAUAGCUAUCCGUAAGUCGUUCCGACAUUACUCCCCCCGCCCUUAACGCUUUCUUCUCACGAUUUUCGUUUGGAGAUGAGCGGUGCUAUCCGUCUAAAUUUCUUAAGCGACACGACGACCUUUUGUUUCUCUUGCAAUCCUAUUAAGGGAGGAAAGUGAGUAGUUUAAUUCAAAUUGUAAUCUAGUUUAUAUGUAGGAGUGUUUUAUCUUUUAUUCAUUUGGGUAAAUCUUCAUUUUGUGUUGUCCAUAAGCAGAACUAACAAGAGUACAAAGCGACAGGGUGAAAAGCACAGAGAAAAGGCUCGCAUAAUUUAUGAAUAACGAUAGCUAAAGGGCCACCAGUUUUGCUGUCAGCACAACAGCUUUAGAUAACGUUCUCUCCAUCAUGAUAAAGAAAAUCAGAAGAAUUCUUGGCUUAGUGCUGGCAAACUUGAUUUUUUUAUUACUCUUAUUCUCUACAUCUAAUAAGCAACCUCUGACGGAAAAGAAAAUUCCUCAUUGGACAAUAAACUCUAUGCAUUCUUGCAAUAGAACAAUUACCCGUCUUCCAAAAGAUAUACAAGAUAGCGGUAAAGAGUGGACUGGGCGAAAUACUUCUUAUUUUUAUUCAGCAUACAAUGACUAUAGAACUAAUUCUGUAGUUAUCAUUUCUAUUGUUCUCACUGGAUCGUUCGACUAUUAUUGUACUCUCUGGUUUGAGCAGGAACAUAGAAUACGGGUAUCGAAAGCCAUAGUUGUCAUUAUUCCGGAUACUCACCAAAAAAGAUAUCUUGGAUCUUUCCUUAGAUGUUAUAAUCCUUCCAAAUCCAAGCCUUCAGCUGUAUCGAUAUCAUCUGCGCCAUGUAGUCGUCCACUGGUCACUUUACAGAUUGUUUAUCCUGAUAAAUUAGGGAAUAAGGAAAAGCACUGGUGCUUAUCUCCCAUACACGGUAAUCCGCUAACUGGCUAUUUAGAAGCAGUCACCCUUCAUAAAUUAAUCGGCAUAGACCGAGCAACUAUUUAUACGUCGAAUAAAACUGCAGAGAAACAUUUAAAGAAUCUAGACUGGAUUGACGUGAUACACUGGCAAAUUCCAGUUCAUGUAAACGACAUUCAUUAUUAUGGCCAAUGUGCCGCAAUCAACGACUGUUUGUAUAGGAAUAUGUUCUCCAAUCGUUAUAUGAUAUUUACUGAUUUAGAUGAAAUUUUCCUACCUCGACGAAAUAGUCCGGGGCAAAUUUUAUUUGAUAAACUUUUGUGGCAGGAUUUAGAUACCAUGCAACUAGAAAGAAAUAAUACAAUAUCGUCCUUCUACGGCAGCAGCUAUUUGUUUGGAACGCCUGAAAAUUUAACAAGUCUAGCCUCUGUAAACGUUGUUAAAAGAUAUCAGAAACCUAAUAUCUAUAGGAGAAAAUACAUUAUUAUACCAAACAGGAUUGACUAUUUGUCUGUGCACAAGACUUAUUCGUAUCCUAGCUACGAUGAGAUUUUUAUACCAAAGAGUAUAGCCAUGCUUCACCAUUAUAGGCGAUGCCCAGAACCAGAGACAAAUUGUUUAGGAGUACGUAAAAUGUAUAAUCCCAUUAUGAUUGAUGAAUUUGCCUUGAGUCUGCUAGAACCUAUUAUUUCAUUAUCUACUAAUUUAUCUAUUACUAUGCAAUUGCACUCUGAAUUUUCCUAAGUAAAUAUCGUUUACCAAUUCUACAUACAUUUUAUUUUCUCUUCUCUUAAAUUUUUGCAUUUUUUAUGUGAAUUAGUGUUAAAUUGUUAUCAGAAAAAUCUAAUAAAGAAA
Messenger RNA from Dimorphilus gyrociliatus, 2079 nucleotides. NCBI's taxonomy places the organism in Eukaryota, Metazoa, Annelida, Polychaeta, Dinophilidae. The record is from the annotation of a GenBank genome assembly.